Molecule: messenger RNA, 507 nt
Organism: Plectropomus leopardus (leopard coralgrouper)
Lineage: Eukaryota; Metazoa; Chordata; Actinopteri; Perciformes; Serranidae
Gene: il17c
Product: interleukin 17c
Biological process (GO): inflammatory response
Cellular component (GO): extracellular region
Molecular function (GO): cytokine activity
Source: RefSeq, a predicted model, not a curated record
CACAGCAUGGACAUAAAGCAGAUUCUCAUUUUUGGACUUUUUCUCGUGCCCGUGUGUACAUCCAAGAGGUCCCCGUGCUAUGAAGAGCACCGGCUGAGGGAGGAAGCCGAGAAGAAGCUGAAGAGCCACUACCCGCAGCCUCCGGACCCCUCAACCAACAGCACCCGUGACUCCCCUGUCUCCUGCCCCGUGGAGAGUUUCUAUCAGAAACCCUCCGAGGACGCCAACGAGAGGUCCCUGUCCCCGUGGAGAUAUGUACGUGUAAUACAGACGGAUCGCUUUCCCUCCGAGUACUCCGAGGCUCAGUGCUUGUGCUCCGGAUGCAUCCUGAUACAGGACAAGAAACCCCCCAUGGAGAUCCACGACUACGACUCAAAGCUCAUAAAGCAGAGCCGGGUAUUCCUCAAGAAGGAGCUCUGCGAAGAUGGAAAGAAAUACUAUCUGAAGCCAGUUAGUGAGGAAGUUGGUGUGGGCUGUACCUGCACCAGAGCCAGCACCUCCUCAUAG